AUGGCUCCUCGCGGGAAACCUGACGGCAACGCCGGCGGCGGUAAUGGCGGCUCCGAGACUCGCUAUCGCGGGGUAAGGAAGCGGCCAUGGGGACGUUACGCAGCUGAGAUCAGGGAUCCCGGUAAGAAGAGCCGUGUGUGGUUAGGUACGUUUGAUACUGCAGAGGAGGCGGCGCGUGCUUACGAUUCCGCCGCUCGUGAGUUUCGGGGUGAUAAGGCGAAGACGAACUUUCCUACAUCGACCGAAUUGUCUCUGCCGACCGCCGCCGCUGGCGGCGGCGCCGGUGGGAAGAAGGUUGUGACGAAAAGCCCUAGCGGUGAGAGCAGCACCGUUGAGUCGUCUAACUCAGCGGUUCCGAUCGCUGCUGCUGCUGCUGUUGCUGCUGCCGCCGCUCCUCUUCCACCUUCGGCACUCGAUCUCAGCCUCUCGCACUUCCCGGUUGGUUUUCCGAUGGCUCAUUCGUUGUUCCUCUACCAUUCGCAGAUCAACAACAACAACAAUAACAACAACGGUAAACACAGCAACCGUCUGGAUAUGUUCAGAUUGGACGGAUCCGUCGUUCGUGCACCUCGUCUCACAAUCGGCGCCGCCGUCGUCAACGGCGCUCAAAGCGACUCCGACUCUUCAUCCGUCGUCAAUUUCAGUUAUCCUUCCGAUCGUCCACAGCCAGAAAAAACCUUCGCUCUCGAUCUCGAUCUAAAUUUUCCUCCACCGGAAGUUGCCUGAUGUAGUUUGUACCCCUCCGCCACCCCCGCCCCUUGGUUUCCCCCUUUUUUCCAUCACCAUAGCAGAUCAAACCUAAAAAUUAGAGAAGAAAACGAAAAUGUAUUAGGAUUUAAAGCAGCCUGAUAAUGUUUUGAUGCGCUGAUAAUGUUAAAUCUUCCUUCGUUUU
Cynara cardunculus var. scolymus (artichoke) is the source of this 892-nucleotide messenger RNA. Its product is annotated as ethylene-responsive transcription factor 4. Gene Ontology annotation, biological process: regulation of DNA-templated transcription. NCBI's taxonomy places the organism in Eukaryota, Viridiplantae, Streptophyta, Magnoliopsida, Asterales, Asteraceae. The record is from RefSeq and is a predicted model, not a curated record. Gene Ontology annotation, molecular function: DNA binding; DNA-binding transcription factor activity. The coding region runs from base 1 to 726 and encodes 241 amino acids. The transcript has a single exon.